AUGUCUGAUAACGACUAUUCUCUUGCUUCAAUAGGAGAUUUAAGUGAAGAUGAGAUUUUCGACUUGCUCAGAAAGUGGAGGGAAAGUAAUGAAAGGAAAAGUAGAGAAAUAAACAAAAUAUGGACUUGUAGACCUGAUGUUGUAAUUGAAAACAGACCUAAUGAAAAGUAUUUAAUUUAUGAGCAAAUAAUUCUUGCCACACUUGAUUGCAAUAAUUCCCUCGGAGCUAUUAUGGUGAUUAACACUCUGGACAAACAAUUUCCCAGAAGCUUAAGAGUAAUGAGAUAUAAAGCAAUGGUUUUAGAAAGUGAUGGACGGUAUGAAGAUGCACUACAAGUGCUGGAUGAGAUAAUAAAAGUGGAUGAGACAAAUGCACCAGCAAGGAAACGUCGAGUAGCAGUGAUGAAGGCACAAGGCCUUAUAGGUGAUGCCAUCAAAGAACUGGUUGACUACCUAAAAAAGUACAGUGCCGAUAUGGAGGCCUGGCAGGAGCUUAGUGAGCUGUAUCUGCAAAUAGGGGAGUACUCGCGUGCGGUGUAUUGUGUUGAGGAACUGCUGCUCCAUCAACCCCAUAGCCAUCUCUUACAUCAGCGAGUGGCCGACAUUCGCUACACUAUGGGUGGCGUUGAAAAUCUUGAAUUGGCCAAAUCCUAUUACUGCCAAGCCUUGAAGUUGAAUGCGAAUAACAUGAGAGCUCUUUUGGGAUUAAUAUUGGUAACCAACAAUCUACUUGGGCACUAUAAGCCAACUGGCUGCUCGAAACGCAAGGAAGCAUGGAAGUUAAGUCGAUGGGCCCAGUCCGAGGUCACGAAGAAGCAGAGGGAGAUGCGAGGGGCCGACGAUAAUGCGCUUACCAAUAUGAUGCUAUCUUUGUCUAUAAGUGAAUAA
Leptosia nina is the source of this 888-nucleotide messenger RNA. The record is from the annotation of a GenBank genome assembly. NCBI's taxonomy places the organism in Eukaryota, Metazoa, Arthropoda, Insecta, Lepidoptera, Pieridae.